This is a messenger RNA of Anopheles coustani, 1512 nucleotides long. RefSeq lists its product as uncharacterized. NCBI's taxonomy places the organism in Eukaryota, Metazoa, Arthropoda, Insecta, Diptera, Culicidae. The record is from RefSeq and is a predicted model, not a curated record. The transcript is spliced from 4 exons. The coding region runs from base 124 to 987 and encodes 287 amino acids.
GAACGCGUGAUCGUAUCGUGCACCUUUUUGCUUGUUCUCUUGUCGUUUAUUGGCCAGUUGCGAAAGUGAAGCAGGUGCGCACCCCAGGAAAGGUGCUUUGAGUUAAGCAAAAUUAUCUUCAAAAUGGACGACGUUUUAUUUUUGAGCAACGAAUCAGGGUUCCAAAGCGACUGGAAAUCCAUCUACCACCGAGAUGCUCUAUUCUGGGCUUCGCACGAGUAUCACACGGAUGGCAUUAUGCGGAACCUAGUGCCUACGGUAUCAUACCUCACCAGACAAUUCAGCCUAUCUCCGGCGAUCGAGUUUGCCAUCGUUGAGACACUCGAACUUCUGCUGGUGCGCGUGUUUCAGAGCUGGAAAAAAUCGACGCCAACAUUCCUGGAUGAAUUAGAGCGCCAUAAACGAGUAUUUUUUAAGCAUUUGCCCCUGUACACGGUGGCGCUGGUGGACAUUGUAACCAAAUAUAUUGAGCCAUCGAUCAAGCUCGACCUGGCAUCCCUGAAGCGAAUCGCCAAGGUGGACUAUGGUGCUGAUCAAAACAUGCUCGCUGUGGAGUUUGAAGUGAUCAAGCUGCUGGACAGUGAGUGCCGAGCAUCGCUGUUGCUGGGUGCAGUCGAACGAUUUUCGAAGGACUACCUCCUCCCGCUGAACGUGGCCAGCAAGGAAACGAUUGCCCAUCUAGGGAUCAAGCUGCUGCGCGUCGUUACCGCGAACCGGAUGGCCAUCUACAGCAGCCUGGAGACUUUCAUGAAGGAUGCUGCCGCGUUCCGGCGCUUCAAGUCCAGCAAGCUGAUCCUGGCGGGGUCGAUCGUGAUCACGAUACUGUACCUCAUGCCGAAGGUACGCCAUAGCCGGACCAUUCUACAGCAGAUUCUCGAACCGCUCGCGGAUGAAUGUUGCAUACAGGCGACGAACCUGCUCUAUCUGCGAGACGCCAUACUGCGGGUCAUUGGCAAGAAGGGAGAGAACCAUCGUAACCCCCAUUGAUGAUCGAAAGGUUUGCAGGCACCACGAGGAAAUGCGUCGCUCCUUUCCUUCGUAUUCGAUGUAAAUUACAUCAAAUCAGAUCAUGUAAGAUUCAUUGCAUAUUCAAUUAAUUUUUUUGUCGUUUUUUGUACAAGAGGUGAUGGAUGAAGCGCAUGACGUCAAGAACGAUUGAAUUGUCAAUCCCUAACGAGUGAGCGAAAGCAGGCUUGAACGUCAUUGACACCAGGGUCGAUGUUUCCCGGUCGUGCCAGCCGGACUGUUGGUAACUUUGAAAACUGUUUUAUUUUUGCUAGGGAGGCCGAGGACAAGUUGGCGAGCGACGUGGUAAUUAGGUUGCUAGCGUGUGAUAUCCGGGAGGGCAUACAUUAAUCCGACCCAUUAAACUACAUUCACCGUUAGUUGAAUCCGCUGAGAGGCUGAAAUGGAUAUCGGCAUUGAAUUUCUGAUGUGAAAAGGCCGUAUUGAAAUAUUUUAUUUAAUUGGCAUCGAAAUUAGCACAAUAAAUUGUUUAAUUUAAAUUAAUUA